AUGUCGUCGAAGAAUCCCGGUGGAUCCAAGCAGGCUCGUUUCGCUGACCCCUCAAUGGCUGAAAGCUCGGAAAGGAAAAUGCGUGCCGCCGAAGACGCGAACCAGAAUCCUGUGCCAGGUUCCGCCGCCUCUCUGACCUGUCCGGCAGGCGCCGUCGCCCCGCAUCAGCCACCUUACGACCUGCGCAGGAAGAUCUAUUACCUCACGUCUCUGGGACCGAAUUGGGCCGCAGCAGCUCCGAGGAAACGCCAAAGACGGACCGGGAGUUCGUCACCGGAGGAACCUCUAUGUCUCGAUUCGGCCCUCAUGUCGCUCGAGCCCGUGCUCCCGACGAGCGCCUCGGUUGGAAGUUCCUCUCCGCUGGGCCAAAAUGAAGCGUCGAUGGAAGCGCUUGUGGACAUUCGAGUAAUCUCAGGGUGUCCCGCAUUUGCAGACACCAUGAGUGGGUACAUGAUGUCACCCGAACAUAUGAUGCCCGGCUGCUCCGAGCCCGUUGAUCGCGGCCUGAACAUUGUUGAACUACCUGAUGAAGUAUUAUUGACUAUCUUCUCGUACUUGGUCGAGCAAGAUCUUUGUCGUUUAGCACAAGUUUGCAAGCGUUUCCAUACAAUUGCCAACGACACCGAGUUAUGGAAGCAUCUCUACCAGCUUGUUUAUGAAUACGAUCUACCGCUGAUGGUCGGCUCGAGUCCCGGACAAUUCUAUUUUGUUCAAAUGUGUGGUUUGCACUUCGUUCGAAACCCCUGGAAAGAAAGUUUCCGUCAACUUUAUCGCGCUCUACACGUCCGUCCUGGUUACGCGGACAGGGGACGACCCAGGACCUACUUCGACACGAUCGAGAGUGCGCUAAAUCGGACCGAAGACAUGGACAACUCUAAUGCGUUUCAUAGAGACGACCGGCUACUCCUAUCCGACAGUCCGGCGGCAGACGCGCCGAAUCAACCACCGUUGAUACUCAUCCACUCGGGGACUUACAAAGGCGAAUUUAUCAUUGUCGACAGUCCGAUCAUGAUGUUGGGCUGCGGUCCGGGCUGGAACCCAGCCGAUAAAGUGAUACUCGAGCGAGACUCUGAGUCUACGAUCACAUUCGUCGAAGGCAGCCGCGGUUCCUACUUGGGCUAUCUGACACUACGGUUUAGUCCCGAUGUCACGUCCAGCGUACCCCAUCACAAACACUAUUGUCUCGAAAUCAAUGAGAAUUCAGCGCCGAUCAUCGACCACUGCAUAAUCCGAUCGUCGUCGGUAGUGGGAGCUGCAGUUUGCGUGUCGGGUACGGGGGCCGAACCUACAGUACGGCACUGUGACAUAUCAGACUGCGAGAACGUUGGCCUCUACAUCACCGACCACGCUCAGGGUCUUUACGAAGAAAACGAAAUCUCAAGGAAUGCCCUCGCAGGAGUUUGGGUCAAGAACCACGCAAACCCAGUUAUGCGUAGAAACCACAUCCAUCACGGCCGGGACGUCGGCGUGUUCACGUUCGAUAACGGCUUGGGAUAUUUCGAAGCGAACGAUAUUCAUAACAAUCGCAUCGCCGGUUUUGAGGUCAAAGCCGGUGCCAACCCAACCGUAGUUCGUUGUGAAAUUCAUCAUGGUCAAACCGGUGGCGUCUACGUUCACGAGAGCGGACGAGGUCAAUUUCUUGUAAACAAGAUACACUCGAACAAUUUCGCCGGCGUAUGGAUCACGUCGAACAGCAAUCCGACGAUACGUCGAAACGACAUCUACAACGGCCACCAAGGAGGCGUGUACAUAUUCGGUGAAGGUCGCGGCCUCAUCGAACACAACAACAUUCACGGCAACGCUUUGGCGGGUAUCCAGAUUCGCACAAACUCUGACCCCAUUGUGCGCCAUAACAAAAUUCACCACGGCCAGCACGGAGGCAUUUACGUGCACGAGAAAGGCCAGGGCCUCAUCGAGGAGAACGAAGUUUACGCCAACACGCUCGCGGGAGUCUGGAUCACGACCGGCAGUACGCCUGUUCUCCGACGGAAUCGAAUCCACUCGGGGAAACAAGUCGGCGUGUAUUUCUACGACAACGGCCACGGUCGCCUGGAGGAGAACGAUAUUUUCAAUCAUCUCUAUUCUGGGGUCCAGAUACGAACCGGCAGCAAUCCUAUCAUUCGGCGGAACAAGAUAUGGGGCGGUCAAAACGGCGGCGUCUUGGUUUACAAUGGAGGUCUAGGAGUUCUGGAGCACAACGAGAUCUUUGACAAUGCCAUGGCCGGAGUUUGGAUUAAGACCGACUCGAAUCCCACUCUUCGACGCAAUAAAAUCUAUGAUGGCCGAGACGGGGGCGUCUGCAUUUUCAACGGAGGAAAAGGUGUCCUCGAGGAAAACGACAUCUUCCGAAACGCACAGGCCGGUGUUCUCAUCUCGACGCAGAGUCAUCCGCUUCUGAAGCGGAAUCGAAUUUUCGAUGGUCUUGCAGCUGGCGUGGAGAUCACCAAUGGAGCUACGGCCACUCUCGAGGGCAAUCAGGUCUUCAACAAUCGCUUCGGAGGUCUUUGUUUAGCGAGCGGUGUUCAACCGCAUCUGAAGAAUAAUCGUCUGUUCGGAAAUCACGAUGCCGUCGAGAAGGCCGUCGCCGGUGGUCAAUGCCUCUACAAGAUCAGCAGCUACACCUCGUUUCCGAUGCAUGACUUCUACAGAUGCCGAACGUGCAAUACGACGGACAGGAACGCCAUCUGCGUGAACUGUAUUCGGACGUGCCAUUCAGGUCACGACGUCGAGUUCAUUCGCCACGACAGAUUCUUCUGUGACUGCGGCGCUGGCACGCUCUCGAAUCAGUGUCAACUCCAAGGCGAACCGACGCAAGAUACGGAUACGUUAUACGACUCGGCCGCCCCCAUGGAAUCCCACACGCUGUUGGUCAACUAAGUAAUCCGAGAACCGGUUUCAAGGCAUUCGACUCAAGGUCAAAAUAGCUCGCAUAUUCACUUAGACGGUGUGCUCCCAGCGCGAACAUCGAGAAAAAAACUAUAUAUCCCCUUGUGAGGAGGGCGUAGCAACAGCGUGUCCCUCAGCUCAAUCACAACUUUUCAACUCACUAUCCGACACGCUGAUCCUCGGCCUCUGGCUCACGAGGACGAAACUCUUCGUAUGUAUGUAGUCCUUAGCUAGAUUCAGCAGUUUAAAAUUAGUGCAAUUACGAGAGAAGAGCGUGAAGCUAGCCGUGA
This is a messenger RNA of Galendromus occidentalis (western predatory mite), 3176 nucleotides long. It is a transcript of the gene FBXO11, whose product is annotated as F-box protein 11. The transcript has 14 exons. Gene Ontology annotation, biological process: ubiquitin-dependent protein catabolic process; regulation of apoptotic process. Gene Ontology annotation, molecular function: zinc ion binding; protein binding. Lineage: Eukaryota; Metazoa; Arthropoda; Arachnida; Mesostigmata; Phytoseiidae. Bases 1 to 2877 code for a protein of 958 amino acids. The record is from RefSeq and is a predicted model, not a curated record.